AACAGCUUGUUUUUGUUGAUGUUUUACGUGAUUGUAAAGGCCUUAAAGGCGAUACCAUGUCCGUGUGAAGGUACAGCACAGAGGUGCACGUGUAGGGGAGACUCGGGAGGUUUAGGGGAGAUUUGUAGUGACCGCUUCACCUUCCGGGUUUGAUUGUUUACGCCGCGGUAAGUGAUGCAGACUGCUGACUUAAUAGUGACACGAGAAGGUCAUCGACUUCCUGUUUGUCUAGUCUCACGUUUCAGCUGUAACAUUACUCCUUAGCAUCUCUCCAUGGAAAGCCUGCUUUGCCCUCCAUACUGACUGAGCUGUGCAGUUGCAGUUUAAGAACAUUAUCCCCCUCUAAUCCACUUUGCCUUCUGCCACAUGCAGGUGGACAGACUGUCAGAUGGAGCAGGGUGCCACAAUCAAACACCCGCGUCCAUGUUUAAUUGCUCAUUUAUUGUGGAGCAUUUCUCAUAUUGAACUUUGAUGCUGGAUUUCAUCUGUUGUUUUUAAGUCAACUUAAUUAACUACUAAGUAUAAUUAGCAGUAAGCAGUCUUCUACUCAGACAUGGAGGACGAUAUACGACAACAGAAGCUGGACAACCAGCGAACCCUCCUGAUGAAAAAGCAGCAGAAGAAGAGGGCUGAUUCUCAAAUGGUGGUAGCCAAUCGGGAUGCUCGCCAAAAAAAACAAAAGCACAAAGCUGCCCGCUCGGAUGAAACCCCUCUGUUGAUCAGCCAAUCCCUGAGCAACACUUCCCUGAGUGAUCAAGUUGAACAUGCCCAUGAUAACCCAUUGGAUGAGAUCACAUUAGGGGAAUACAACAUGACAGAAAGCGUGACGUUCGAUGAGAUGCCUUCAGAGAAUCCUAAUACUCCCAAGAACAUGAACUUGGAGCUUAACAAAGAGCCUGAGGUGGAGCCUGAAGUGGAGAAUGAUGCUCAGGCUGAGGGGGAACAGACAGAGAAGAAAGAAAUGAAAAAAGAAAAAGCCAAACAGAUGGACGAGAACGAUGAAAAGGAGAAAAAGGAGAAAAAAGCAAAGAAGAAAGACAAAGUGAAAGAAUUGGAAGAUCCACAGAAGACACACAAGACAACCAAACAAGAGCGUAAAAAGAAGCACUUGCAGGAGGCUUCAACCCAGGAGACAGAGUCAGUGGUGGAUGUGGCAAGUCCCAAGAAGAAUAAAUGUGGUGAGAGCAACGAUGAAGAGGAAGAUGGGGCCCAGAGGCCUUGCCCUCAGUCGCCUAAGAGGAAAAAACAACUCGACACAACCAUGUGCCAAAUAAGUGACGAUAGCAAAGACGAGGAAAUUCUGGAAAAGGAGAAAAAGGAGAAAAAGACAAAGAAAGCAGAGAAGAAUACGCAGAGUCUCGCUUCCCUUAACUCCAACUACAGGAAGGGUUCAUCCUCGGACAGUGAACCUGAUGAAAGAUCCACAUCUCCAAUGUCAGUGGAGGAUCUGGAGAAGUUUGCUUUGCGUCCAGCCCCCAGAGAUGCAACAAUCCAGUGCAGAGUCACCAGAGACAGGAGAGGCAUGGAGAAGGGCAUCUACCCGACUUACUACCUCCACAUGGAGAAGGAGGACGGCAAGAGGGUGUUUCUAAUGGCAGGCAGAAAAAGAAAGAAGUGCAAAACAUCCAACUAUCUCAUCUCCACGGACCCGACCAAUCUGUCCAGAGAUACAAACUGCUACAUAGGAAAACUAAGGUCCAAUAUUCUGGGCACAAAGUUCACAGUCUACGACGGAGGUGAAAACCCCGAGAAAAAGCCGUUCGUCAAAGAGAGCGAAUCAGUGCGGCAAGAGCUGGCAGCAAUUUGCUACGAGACCAAUGUUCUGGGAUUCAAGGGUCCCAGGAAAAUGACAGUGAUCAUCCCUGGCAUGUUGGAGAACGAUGAAAGAGUGUCACUUCGUCCCAAAAAUGAACUUGAUACUCUACUGGCCCGCCAUGCAAACAGCAACACAGAAAAACUGGUCACGCUGGCGAACAAAUGCCCGAGCUGGAACGAACAGACUCAGUCAUUUGUGCUUAACUUCCACGGCCGUGUCACCCAGGCCUCCGUCAAGAACUUCCAGAUCAUCCACCCUGACAACGAGGAUUACAUCGUGAUGCAGUUUGGCCGUGUAGCGGAGGACGUCUUCUCCAUGGAUUACAGUUUCCCCAUGUGUGCCCUGCAAGCCUUUGCCAUCACCCUGUCGUCCUUUGAUGGUAAACUGGCCUGUGAGUGACCCAUGCCGGUGUGCCUCAAGUGCUUAACUAGAUCCCUGAUCUACUGUAGAUACACUGAGUUUAUGUUAAAACUACACCCACAGGGUCAUUCUUCAUGGUGUGUGCGCAUGGUGCAUUGUAACAUUUUGUAAACACUUAACAUGGGAAAAAAACCCAAACAUGCCACAGACUUCAGAAGAGCCUUGUUUUAUAGGUCCAGUAUUAUUUUACAGCAGAUUUUAUAUUGAAGUGGAAUAAGUCAUUUAACUGUCUUUCUUUUUAUAUUUGCCAGCUGUGUAAAGGACUCGUGCAAUUAAAAUAUUGAGGACAACUGUGUAAACACUACAAGUGAAAUAUUAAAUGAUCAUACAAGGUU
Molecule: messenger RNA, 2571 nt
Organism: Cottoperca gobio
Lineage: Eukaryota; Metazoa; Chordata; Actinopteri; Perciformes; Bovichtidae
Product: tubby protein homolog
Exons: 12
Coding region: 554-2215 (553 amino acids)
Biological process (GO): protein localization to cilium
Cellular component (GO): cilium
Source: RefSeq, a predicted model, not a curated record